Pseudopodoces humilis (Tibetan ground-tit) is the source of this 1125-nucleotide messenger RNA. It is a transcript of the gene CCR10, whose product is annotated as C-C motif chemokine receptor 10. The record is from RefSeq and is a predicted model, not a curated record. Gene Ontology annotation, biological process: immune response; calcium-mediated signaling; cell chemotaxis. Gene Ontology annotation, cellular component: external side of plasma membrane; membrane. Gene Ontology annotation, molecular function: C-C chemokine binding; C-C chemokine receptor activity. NCBI's taxonomy places the organism in Eukaryota, Metazoa, Chordata, Aves, Passeriformes, Paridae.
GGCUCUGCUGUGCAAUGACGGAGCAGGUAACUUCCAGCCCCGUCUCAACAGAGCUGAUGGCCACCACUGACUUCUACCCCUGGGAGGAGGGGUACUCGGGCGAGUCCGGCAUGUUGCCUGAGCUCUGUGAGAAGCAGGCAGUACAGGGCUUCGCCCGCACCUUCCAGCCUGCCGUGUACCUGCUGCUCUCACUGCUGGGCACAGUGGGGAACGGGCUGGUGCUGCUCACACACACCCGCUACCGCCAGGUACACAGUGUCACCGAUGUCUGCCUCCUGCACCUCGCUCUGUCUGACCUCCUGCUGCUCCUGACGCUGCCCUUCGCCAGCACCGACACGCUGCAGGGCUGGUCCCCAGGCACAGCCGCCUGCAAGGCGCUGCAGGGUCUCUACGCCCUCAACUUCUACAGCGGCUUCUUCUUCCUCACCUGCAUCAGCGUGGAUCGCUAUGUGGCCAUUGUGCGGGUGCCGGCUGCCUGCCGCCUGCGCCCACGAGCUCGCCGCCACGGCUGGCUGACGGCAGGGCUGGCCUGGCUGCUGGCCCUGCUGCUAGCCCUGCCCCAGUUCAUCUACAGCCAGGCAGAGCAGCACCAGGAUCUCCGGCUCUGUCGUGUCGUCUUCCCCCGUGGAGUCUCACGGGCAGCCCGGGGAGCCACCAACCUGGUGCAGGUGGUGCUUGGUUUCCUGGUGCCCUUCCUGGUGAUGGCGAGCUGCUACGCAGCCGUGGCACGGACACUGCUGGCGGCCCGCGGUGCCCAGCCCCACCGGGCGCUGCGAGUGCUGCUGGCCCUCGUGCUGGUGUUCGUGGCCCUGCAGCUGCCCCACAGCCUGAUGGUGCUGCUGGACGCGGCCGAGCUGCUGGCCAGCUGGGAGAUGAGCUGCGCCCAGAGCCGCCGCAAGGACCUGGCGCUGCUGGUCACCGGCGGGCUGGCGUACCUGCGCUGCUGCCUCAACCCCCUGCUCUACGCCUUCCUCGGCCAGCGCUUCCGCCGGGAGCUGUGGCUGCUCGCCAGCGACGCCGGCUGUGUGGGGUCCCUCGACCCGCCCUGCUCCGGCUGCCCCAGUCCCCGGCGGCGGACAUCGCUCUCCAGCUGCCUGGACGUGGUGUAGGAGCACAGCGGCCGGG